Rhinichthys klamathensis goyatoka is the source of this 2386-nucleotide messenger RNA. RefSeq names its product BCL6A transcription repressor b (gene bcl6ab). Gene Ontology annotation, molecular function: protein binding; DNA-binding transcription factor activity, RNA polymerase II-specific; RNA polymerase II cis-regulatory region sequence-specific DNA binding. Lineage: Eukaryota; Metazoa; Chordata; Actinopteri; Cypriniformes; Leuciscidae. Gene Ontology annotation, cellular component: nucleus. The transcript is spliced from 9 exons. Gene Ontology annotation, biological process: regulation of transcription by RNA polymerase II. The coding region runs from base 114 to 1802 and encodes 562 amino acids. The record is from RefSeq and is a predicted model, not a curated record.
GGUUCAGUCCACUGGUAAAAUUCCGAGAAUUACGAGCUGCGUCUUCUCAGAAGAGUUCUUCCAAGAACUGUCUUCGCCGGACUCUUCCAAGAAAAACACACCAGGUGAACAAAAUGUCAAGUGCAGCAGACGGCUGCGUUAAAUUCACUCGCCAUGCCGGUGACGUGCUGUUCAACUUCAACCGGCUCCGCAGCAGAAACAUCCUGACUGAUGUCACCAUUGUGGUCGGUGGGCAGCAAUUCCAGGCCCAUAAGACAGUUCUGAUGGCAUGCAGCGGCCUCUUCUACUCCAUGUUUGCAGACACUCAUAAGAGCAACUUGAGCUUCAUAAGUUUAGAUCCAAAGGUGGACCCCGAUGGCUUCGCCAUACUGCUGGAGUUCAUGUAUACGUCUUGCCUCACUCUUAAAGAUAACUUCAUUAUUGCCACCCUCAACACAGCCACAUACCUACAGAUGGACCAUGUGAUGGACACAUGCCAGAGGUAUAUAGACUCCAGGGGCUUGUGUGUGAAGCAGACCAGAGCGGAGAUGCUGGUUAAUCACGGCUGUUUAACUCCCUUCAUCCUCCGAGAUGCCCUGAACAGCCAAUCCAGUGUGAACCUCAGCACUUACGGUCCCCCCAACCUGCACUACGCAGUCAGCACUUCCACAGAGAGCCCAACUCGCUUCUACAGACAUCUACCUCUCCCGCUGGAGACCUCCAACACCCCGAACCCCCUCAGGCAGAUGCCCAAGACCGGCGUAAUAGCCCUUCAACAGCACUCCACCAGGACCAUGACUAAUGCAGGGGAAGAGAGGACCCGUCCAUCUGUGCUCUUUCGUUCAGCUCGAGCUGAAGCGGAGGGAGACCGCAAGGCUCCGAUUCUGCACUCAGAGGUGGAGAACAGCAGCGGUCCCGAGAGCCCUCUCAGAUCAGACUGCCAACCCAACUCCCCUGCAGAGUCCAGCAGCUGCAGUCGAGGGGCGGCGUCUCCUCCCAGCUCCAUCACUCACCCGAAGGCCCACAACUGGAAGAAGUACAAGUUCAUCGUGCUGAACUCCACCGAUGGAGCGACUGACGGCAGCUCACUGACUCCGUCCCACGUAGUUGCAGAAUCCACCAACAAGAACUUUGAGGAGCAACUCAUCACGGAUAGAAGAUCUGCAGACGAUUGCAUCAAAAAAGAGGAGCGUGGCUCUUCACUUCCCAACACUUUGACAGAGGAGAGCAGCUUGAGACCCACAGGACCUGAGAGGGACAGACUCUAUUGUAGCGAGUGCGAGUCCAAGAGCGAAUCUGACGCAGAGAAGCCACAGUGGCUGCAGGACGGAAAACCAUACAAGUGUGACCGCUGCCAAGCCAUGUUCCGCUAUAAAGGAAACCUAGCUAGCCACAAGUCCGUCCACACAGGAGAGAAACCGUACCGCUGCAACGUAUGUGGAGCUCAGUUCAACAGGCCUGCCAAUCUGAAGACACACUCACGGAUCCACUCUGGGGAAAAACCGUACAAAUGUGAAACCUGCGGCUCUCGCUUUGUCCAGGUGGCUCAUCUGAGGGCUCACGUACUGAUCCACACUGGAGAGAAACCGUACCCGUGUGACAUCUGCGGCACACGCUUCCGCCACCUGCAGACGCUGAAGAGCCACUUACGGAUACACACGGGCGAGAAGCCUUAUCAUUGUGAGAACUGUGACCUGCACUUCCGUCACAAGAGUCAGCUGCGUCUGCAUCUGCGGCAGAAGCACGGUGCCGUCACCAACACCAAGAUCCAGCACCGCAGAAGCAGAACAGACCUGCCCGUCGGCUCCCUCGCGACCUCUUGAGAAAACCUCGAACUGUUCAGAGACUCCACAAAAACCUUUUCAAGUAAAGCUAUGCUGAAGGAGACCGGAUCCUUUACUGGUACUGCCACAAGAAAAGCUAUCAGAAAAUACAGACGCUGAUACUGCAUGGAUCUUUGUGAUGCCAAUGUUUACUCGUAUGGUGAAGUUACAUAUUAUUUCUGAAAUAUGAAGGACCUAGUGCACCAGCACGUUCUGGUUCACACUUCAUGAUUUCAGCCGGGUCUCAUGAUGGUUUAAGAUUUUAAUAAUUAUGUAAAUACUGACUUCCAAGCAUUGUACUUAAGUUCUUGUCAAUACACACUGCAAAUUCUUAGUGUAAGAACAUAAUUUUAUCUCUAUUUAUUUUUUUAAGAAUGCUAUUUCACUCCCCCUCCUGGCAAACUAUGCACUGUAUAUAAAAUAUACAAGGGGACGAUUGGUACAAAAAAAAAACGUUUUAUCAAUGUGGUACAUUUAAAGAAGCUCUGUUUGUCUAAUUAUAUUGUAUUUACAUGUGUUUGUACAGUUGUUUUGGUACUAGAGGGCAAAAUGUCCUUGCAAUUAAAUAUUUGAUACCAAACAAA